Molecule: messenger RNA, 1205 nt
Organism: Vitrella brassicaformis
Lineage: Eukaryota; Vitrellaceae
Source: the annotation of a GenBank genome assembly
UGGUGGUGGUGGUGGUAGCUCAUUGACCUCUCUUUGAUCUGUCCGUCUGAGCAUCGAACGAGGUGAGCAGCACACAGAUCUGUGAGAAACAUGCUUGAUGGACAUAAUCCUCUGUCUGUCGGCUCUGUCGCUCUGUGCAGCCUCGCGUCGACCACCGCCUCACUCAUCUGACCCUCUUGGCCCAUCCAUCCCAUGCAGCACCACGAGCAGCAGCAGCACCCCGUGUCAUACCUGUGCGUGGGUCGGAGGAGCCGCUACCUCCUCAGCGUCAAGACGUGCGUCAAGGACGUCGUGCGGCUGAGGGCCACCUGCACCUGGCUCAGAGAGCUCUUCGGAGCGGCUCAGUUGAGAGAUCGGCUCAGUCACUCGCUGAGCUCACAGGCGGGGCUGCGGCGGGCGGUGAAUGGGCAGCAAGUGCAGCUGCUGCGGUUCGACGACGACCAGUUCGGCACACAUGAUCUGCUGGCGGCUGUGUGUGUGGUGGAGGAGGGGGACUGGGGUGAGAUGAGCGAGGUGAUUGAGCUGGCGGGAAAGUGCGGCAACUGUGAGCUGCCUGUGACCCUCACUGGGGCUGACAUCAACACACACGCAAACAAAACGGUGAGCCGGCAAACAGAGGGGCGGGGAGGGGAGGGGACGGAGAGAGCCUCAUUCUCUCUGUGUGUCUGUGUGUGUGUGGUCGUGUGUGUAGGCGUAUGUGUCGGCUCCCCGUAUGUUGGCGCAGCUCAGGAUGGUCGGCCCCCACGUCCACUUCAGUGACGGCAGCUGCCUGCAGCUGUUCCACUACAGCAAUCAGUGGACGUAUCAUUGGCUGGCCAUCAUGGACCAGUACGGCUUCCGGCUGGAGGUCGACCCGCCCCUCCCUGCCGGCCAUCUGUACCAGCAGCACAGACAGCCACACGACCCGCCAGUGACCUCCCGCGGUGUUAUGGAGUGACUUCACGUCUCUGAGUGGCCUGUGGGCCUCAGACUUGUGAAUAUCCCGAUGACACCCGAUUGCGGAUGGAUGCACUCAUGCAUAUGCGCACAGCUUGCGUCCCAUCCCCAAAAGCCUCGCCGCCUGACUGACGACCACCAGACACGCAGACCGAGAGGGAAGGCGCACAGGCUGUGUGGCUGACGGAUGCUCGGCCAGGCCGUGUGGAACUCACGCCUCUCCUGAUGCUAUUGUUUGCGUUGAGGAAGACCCUGACAGCUGCUGCGGC